Pseudomassariella vexata is the source of this 1268-nucleotide messenger RNA. RefSeq lists its product as uncharacterized. The transcript has 2 exons. The record is from RefSeq and is a predicted model, not a curated record. Lineage: Eukaryota; Fungi; Ascomycota; Sordariomycetes; Amphisphaeriales; Pseudomassariaceae. Gene Ontology annotation, molecular function: prephenate dehydrogenase (NAD+) activity; NAD+ binding. Gene Ontology annotation, biological process: L-tyrosine biosynthetic process. Bases 412 to 1155 code for a protein of 247 amino acids.
AAUGUGCAAAUUCUCCGUAAUGGCCACCUUGUAUCUCGCGCCGCCGAUUACAUCAUCUAUAGUGUCGAGGCUGCUGCCAUUGAUCGCGUUGUUGCCCAGUAUGGCCCUUCCACCAAAUUAGGUGCCAUCGUCGGUGGCCAGACGUCAUGCAAGGACCCCGAGAUCAAAGCCUUCGAGCAUCAUCUACCGGCGGAUAUUGACAUUGUCUCUUGUCACUCCCUUCACGGCCCGAAGGUGGAUCCUCUGGACCAGCCCCUGGUAAUCAUCAAGCACCGGGCAUCAGCAGAAUCACUGUCCAAAGUCGAGACAGUUCUCCGCUGCCUGAAAUCCAGACACGUAUACCUCACCGCCCGCGAGCAUGAUCGCAUAACUGCCGAUACCCAGGCCGUCACACACGUCGCCUUCCUGUCCAUGGGUAAAGCCUGGCAUGCCAUGAAGCAGUUCCCCUGGGAAGGCGCGCGCUAUGUCGGCGGCAUCGAAAACGUCAAGAUCAACCUCAUGCUACGUAUCUACAGCCAGAAGUGGCACGUCUACGCCGGCCUCGCCAUCCUGAACCCAGAAGCACGGAAGCAGAUUGCGCAAUACGCCAAGAGCUGUACGGAGCUGUAUAAGCUCAUGCUCGGUGGUCAGGCCUACCAGUUGAGGGAGAGGGUCUACGGCGCCCGGGAUCGCGUGUUCGGGCGCGAGGGUAAGGGGGGUGGCGCGCGGUGGGCGGCGGAGCCGCUGCUCCGGGACGAAAUUCUUGACCAGUUUAGUUUGGGUAAGAAACCUGAGAGCCUGCUGCCCAACAACCAUCUUUCUCUUCUCGCCAUGGUGGACUGUUGGUCUCAGCUUGGGGCGGUGCCGUACGAUCACAUGAUCUGCUCGACACCGCUAUUCCGUCUCUGGCUCGGUGUCACGGAGAACUUGUUCCGCAGUGAGACGCGCCUGGAUGAGUCGUUGCGGAUCGCGAUUGAAGAUAACACGUUUCGCAGUGAUGAUCUAGAGUUCGUGUUCGCAGCUAGAGGCUGGGCGGAGUGUGUUAGUCUGGGGCACUUUGACACGUGGAUGGAGAGAUUCAUGGACACGCAGAGAUUCUUUGAGCCCAGGUUUGCUGGAGCCAUUGAGGUUGGCAGUGCGAUGGUAACUGCUGUGCUGGAGAGUACGAAGAAAUAGGAUUUGGUGGGUUCAUACAGUCGAAGGCCGGUAAAGCUAUGCAUUUGCGCCAGUUAGAGAUAGAACAUUCGUACAUUCAUUCAGGACGAUACAUUGUGCAGAAAGUGAUUGAG